Lingula anatina is the source of this 3672-nucleotide messenger RNA. Its product is annotated as potassium voltage-gated channel unc-103-like. Lineage: Eukaryota; Metazoa; Brachiopoda; Lingulata; Lingulida; Lingulidae. Gene Ontology annotation, molecular function: inward rectifier potassium channel activity. The record is from RefSeq and is a predicted model, not a curated record. Gene Ontology annotation, biological process: potassium ion transmembrane transport; regulation of membrane potential. Gene Ontology annotation, cellular component: plasma membrane.
CGUGAGAUGCGAGACCUUACGCAAGGAAUCUUUCUGAAAGAGGUUACUUGAAAUGAGAAGUAGAUAGCUGGAGCACUAAACCCGUUCAGACGUAGCACAGUGAGCAGGUUGUGUAUUCUAGACUACCGCGGCCUGCUUUACUCUGGCACGUCAGGCAGUCGCUCACAGCAGGAUCAAUACGACACGAACUUAAUACAUUGCAUAUGGAACAGUAACGGAUCACUGGCACAGGUAAAAACAAACGGAGCUCAGAGUGUGAAUUCUACUGCUUAGCCACAAGACUGCUGAUAUGCCGUCACCGAAGGAAGAAGACGCCCCAGAGCGUGUCCCCGGGCCAAAAGCCGCGGAGGGGUCCAAAGCUACGACCCCUACGACGCAGAUUGCCAAUGGUGGAACCAGAGCGUUUUUUAUUCAAAAGGCGAAAAACAAGUUCAUCAUGCUGAAGGUUCUGAAGCAGUUUCGGGGCAAGGACACUGCAAGACAAAAUUCAGAGGAAUCCGACAAAACGCGUCGCCAGAGUAAAUUGUCAUCUGAAACCAAGAGUCCAAGCACGGAUGAUGACCUCGAAGAUUCGGAAUAUAACCCAAUGUAUAAAUUACGAGAUGCCAGACAACGAAGCACACGGAAAUGUAUCAUAUUGCAUUAUUCGCCGUUCAAAGCCGUUUGGGACUGGAUCAUUUUGCUGUUGGUAUUGUACACCGCUGUCUUUACGCCGUUUACGGUAGCGUUUCUCUUAAACGAGGACGAAAGAAAGAUGCAACAGAACCAUGCUCCUAAAACACGAGAGAGAAACGCAGGAAAAUCUCAAGCUGAACCUUUGGUUAUCAUCGACCUCUUGGUUGACAUAAUGUUCAUCGCCGACAUUCUAAUAAAUUUUAGAACCACUCACGUCCACAAUGGAGAAGUGGUCUCCGACCCACAGAAAAUAGCUAAAAACUAUCUUAAAGGCUGGUUUAUCAUUGAUGCCGUGGCCGCCAUUCCAUUUGACUUGCUUCUGUUUGGCUCAGGCACUAGUGAUACCAUGACCAUCACUGGCGUUCUAAAAACCGCGAGACUGCUGAGAUUACUCCGCGUUGCCAGACGUAUGGACCAGUAUUCAGAGUACGGUGCUGCUGUGUUGCUUUUGAUGAUGGCACUGUUCACGCUCAUUGCCCACUGGCUGGCUUGUAUAUUUUAUGGCAUUGGAUAUGUCGAAAGACCCACAUUAAAUGAACCUAUAUCAUGGCUAGAUACACUAGCCGAUAAAAUGCAGACGCCAUAUCUAAAAAAUGAUACAACUAGUGGCCCAGAUAUCACAUCUCGAUACAUUACUGCACUAUAUUUUACCCUUACAACGCUCACGAGUAUUGGAUUUGGAAAUGUAGCGCCAAAUACGAACGCCGAGAAAAUAUUUGCUAUAUUUGCCAUGAUGGUUGGAUCUCUCAUGAGCGCUGCCAUCUUUGGAAACGUUUCUUCCAUCAUGCUGCGACUUUAUCAAGGAACAGAAGAAUUCCAUGAGCGUUCCGAGAGCAUAAAAGAGUUUAUCAAAUUCCACAACAUCCCUAAACAGUUGGCAAACAGGCUUCAGGAAUCGUUCCAGCAUUCGUGGACGUACACCAAUGGAAUUGACAUGCAAAGCGUAUUGAAAGGUUUCCCAGACUGUCUGCAGGCAGACAUAUGUCUUCAUCUAAACCGGAAUCUCUUGAAUAGUUCCGCAGCAUUUCGAGGCGCUAGCCCUGGUUGUCUUCGAGCAUUGUCGCUUAAAUUUCGCACUACGCAUGCGCCUCCUGGAGACACGUUGAUUCACCCAGGGGACAUAUUGACCUCCAUCUACUUCAUAGCAAGAGGAUCCAUUGAGGUCCUGAAAGAUGACAUAGUAAUGGCAAUUUUGGGAAAAGACGACAUUUUCGGCGAAGACGCCAGUAACUUUUCCACCUUGGGCAAGUCCAACUAUUGCGUCAGGGCUCUGUCCUACUGCGACCUCAAUAAGAUUGAUAUCGAUGAGCUGCAAGGAAUCCUCAAUACCUACCCAGAAUUUACCAAAAAGUUUGUUAAAAACUUCCAUGUCACAUUUAAUCUGAGAGACCCGAGUGCCACGGGGCAGUUAUUAAAGCAGAGAAAAUCCGGGAAGUUUGACGAACAAACCCUUCGUUUUAUUCGCCAGAAGAGACCUAAACUCCAGUGCAGAGGAAGACCAUCGGAUGCAGAUACCCGCGGAGGUGCUCCUGGAAGACAACGAUUUGGAGUUAGAAAGAAAAUCCAGAACGCUCAUGAACGUCAUGCAGCUCGCGUCGCAAGAGGUCACCUCCGCUCCACGAGCAGAGACAAAACCCAGGCAUCCAUUGCAGAGUCAAGUGACGAAGAGGAACCCAAGAUACUCGAGCUCUCCACGCAAAGAUCCACUGAUAUUCAAGGUACUGCCACCGUAGGUCGGUACCGGAAUAAGAAAACCAAGAGGGAUGGGUUUAGGCGGAGCUCUGUGCCUGGUGUGGCUUUCUCAUCAUUAAUCAUGCCUGCACAUGUGAGGCAACGUCGAACGAGCCAGCCGGCCAUACUUACGAGCGCCCUGCAGGAACCACCCCAGAAGGAAGCAGAUAUACCUGUAUUGGCUCUUCCUCCUCCAAGUCAGCCGAUAUCUGCCAGCGACUCGGCAGCACUGGAGCAGGACAGUGGCGUUCCCCUCACUCAUCAGUCUGGCGAUUUGCCACUUGGUGUUUCUCACGAAAGCUCGUCAUCUCUGGUACCAAAAUCCAGCGUUUCAAGCGUUGGACCAUUGCAUCCGACCUCAGCGCCGUCAGACUACGUCAUACAGCCACAGCCCGUACAACAGGUGCCAGCAGAGCCUCACCACACACAGGGGCAAAAACUGACCUGGGCAGAGGUGGACACUAGGCUAGAUCAUCUUACUAGGAGGAUGAAAGCCUUCGAGUAUAACCUCACUUCAACAGUGGACGCCAUACUGGAGGUGCUUGGCUACGACCCUGCAGUCAUUCGACCGCUCUAUCAGCAAGGCGUCAUGGGAAGCGUUCCCCCUGAUACAGGGACGCUUACGCCCACGGACGCCCGUCACGAUGUUAUUCUGAUUAGACGGACCCAUUCAGAUAGCACUGUUAUAACAGCGCCAGCACCAUUUGAUCAAGUUGGAGAUCAGACGGGAAUACAGAGGGCCAUGACGGCCCCUUAACCUGUUGAAAGAAUAUAUUUAUUACUUUCACAGUUGAUGGUGUGCAUAACCUAUUAUUUUUUCAUUUUGGAAAAGAUGUGGGUAAAUGGGUAAACUGUUUCAUUCCAAAAUCGCCUAAGAAGACGGUGGUUGUUUAUACAUCUAUUCCAAGAACUCUAACGAGUGUUCGUCUGUUUAACGUAUAUAGUCCUAAUUUGUAUUUAUCUAUAUUUGUCAAUCAUCAUAUAAUGCUUGAUUGCUCUUAGACCUAAAUACCCAUGUGAUAGAGACAUUUUCUUUUGAAUGAGUCCUCACCUGACCAAAAUAUAGAUGCAGUGGUCUGCGUGGAUUGCAAGUGAUUUUUUUUUAGAUAAAAAAAUUAUAUAGAUCUAUUAUAAAAUCAAACAUGUCGUUAAUCAUACUGCAAGCAAAUAAAUAUAUAUGUAUAUAUGUAUAAUUGAAAAAAAAAUCAUUUGGUUUUAGUUGCUUUAAUCCCUUUUCGAAAUUAUUUGGGCUACAUACAGCAUAGA